UAGUUUUUGAAGAAGGAUGUGGUUGUCCGACGGUGUUCCUACAAGGAGCCGCUGUGCGGCAAGCGGCCUGCGUUGAAUCGUUUGGGCAAGCUGCACUGCGCCACUGCGCCACUGCGCCACUGCGCUGUGCUGUAUGUUCCGAUGGCGAAACGACCAGUGGAGUCGGAGUCUGAGGAGAUGCAGGAAAUGCUUCCAGAUCUCAAGCUAUGCCCAAAGCGGCUUCGGGGAUUGAAGCAGAGCCUCAUCCAGAAGGUCAAUGAGGACUACUUUGCGAUGCUGAAAGACCAUCAUCGAAAUGAGUUCUACUGGAAUGCUAUGGCAAACGUCGGCAGACAUCGUGUCUUGGACAUUGGUGCUGGCACAGGGCUCCUCUCAUUGAUGGCGGCCAAGAGAGGUGCCACGGUUCUCAGUGUGGAGGAAAGUGCAGACAUGGCAGAGCUGGUGCGAGAAAGUGCUCGACACAAUGGUCUGGAGCAGAGCAUCCGCGUCCUUGACGGUCACAGCACCGCCAUCGACCUUCCAGAUGAGGAGAGAACGAGAAGAGAAGGCUGAUCUCAUCGUCUCAGAGACCUUUGGUGUGCUGUUGCUCCAGGAAGGCUGUUUGCGGAGCUUCGUCCAUGGCCGCGAACGUCUGCUGCUGCCGUGCACGCCGUUCGCGGCGUCGGUCCCGGCGGUGGUGCCGUGUGGCGGCGCCCAGGCCGCGCGGCUCCUGGGCUCGGCGCAGCUGCGGAAGGCCACGGGCGGAGCUGUACCAGCCGAGCUGCGACACAUGGCUCGAUGGCGAGACACAGGACGUGUGCAUUUCUCUGCGCCGGGUGGCUUCUGUGUAAAUGCCAUAGAUGAUGCACUGUGGAUGUCAGAUCGCUUGUACAUAUUGGAGGUGGAUUUCACCUCAUCGUCACUCAGUGAUAUCCCCUCCUCUCGCGAGUUCGUUCUGCAUGCUUUGCAAGAUGGAUAUGUCGAUGCUGUGGUGCUCUCUUGGGAGGUUUGGGCUGAUAAGGAGAAGUCUCUCAAGUUGACCACCCAUGCUGAGGAUACCAAGGACAAACCGUGGGGCUUUUCUCGAGACGCUCAUUGGGGGCAGGGCUUUCAGUUCUUGGAGAGCAAUGAGAGCCUCGCGAGCGCUUUCUAUGUAACGGCCGGGGAGGAGCUGCGCCUCACUGUACGUUGGGCGGAUGAUGGUAGCAGCUGCCAAUGCUCUGUGGCUCGUGAUAGCAACGUUCCUUUGCACAUCCAGCAGCACCAAGACGACCAAGCGGAAGCCGCGGAAGCCACGGCGACGGUCCCACCCGCUCUCCCACAGGCGCCGGUGGUUCCAGCUUCGUGCGGCGCGGCUGUGGGUGUCAAGCCCUUUGAGCCGUUGUGGUUGGAAGAGGCCGCGAUCCCGUUGCUGUGCGACGCAGAGGCUGGUGAUUUUAUCAUCGACCGCCGGCUAUACGAGGAAGAUCUUCCAGCAAACUUUUUGUGCAAUCCGAACUUGAAAGGCUCCCGAAGCAUCUUCGUGCAGACGCUGAAUGACGAUUACUUUGCCUUUCUCAACCAUGAAAAACGUUUGAACUUCUUCCAUUCCGCCAUCAAGGCAAUGAUGUCGAGAUGGCAAAUCGGAACUGCAAACACCCACAGAGCUCCUAAAGUCUUGGACUUGGGAUGUGGUGCUGGGCAACUGUCCGUGUUGGCCAACCAGAUGGGGGCGUCUGUCGUAGCCGUUGAAGCCUCCAGCGAAUUCUGCCACAUCGCUGAAGAGACUUUUCAGAACGCAGGUUUCAAUGGUGGCAAUGCUGGAAAUCAGGUACAGAUGAUCCAUGCCUUGAGUUGCUGCGUGGAGUUUGAUGAGAAGAUGGAUGUGAUUCUUUGUGAACCUUAUGACAUUUUUCUCACAGGUGAUGGCGGGUCUGGCAGCCUCGAUUACCUCAUCGAUGCACGGCAACGUUUGGCGGUGAAGGCCGAGGUCAUCCCUUCAGGCGGUGCACAGUUUGCUCGGCUACUGAUGUCCUCAGAGCUGGGAAUGAGAUCCAUGGAUCGAAGUGUCUCCGAUAUCUCCUUGAAGAAUCUCGGAAGGCUGGUGGAUUCGGUGAGCUUGGUGUCGUCACGGAAGAAGGGUUUUCGCUGGAGUCGUUUGCCGGAUUUGGUGCUGAUGUCCAAACGAGUGCAGCUCUUCGAAUUGGAUUUCCAAACGAUGCAGAGGAAGGACAUCCCACGAAAAAGAAGCCUGGAGAUUGAAUGCCUCCAAGAUGGAUUUGUGGACGCGGUGGUCACUUCUUGGGAGGUUUGGGCAGGCCCCAACCGGGAGCAUAGAUUUGAAACUCAUGCUGAGGAGACACGAGACGACGGAGCUUGGAGCUUCAACAAUGACGUGGUCUUUGGUCAAGGACUUCAAUUGAUCCUGGAGGAAGG
Messenger RNA from Durusdinium trenchii, 2394 nucleotides. Lineage: Eukaryota; Dinophyceae; Suessiales; Symbiodiniaceae. The record is from the annotation of a GenBank genome assembly.